Nematostella vectensis (starlet sea anemone) is the source of this 2847-nucleotide messenger RNA. Its product is annotated as DCN1-like protein 1. NCBI's taxonomy places the organism in Eukaryota, Metazoa, Cnidaria, Anthozoa, Actiniaria, Edwardsiidae. The transcript is spliced from 7 exons. Gene Ontology annotation, biological process: protein neddylation; positive regulation of ubiquitin-protein transferase activity. Gene Ontology annotation, cellular component: ubiquitin ligase complex. The record is from RefSeq and is a predicted model, not a curated record. Bases 112 to 891 code for a protein of 259 amino acids. Gene Ontology annotation, molecular function: ubiquitin conjugating enzyme binding; ubiquitin-like protein binding; cullin family protein binding.
GUUUUUUUUUAUCUCUAGGGUACAGAGGGUAGUGUAUCUGCUGACCGCACUGCAGGCGCGGAUUGUGUUCUAGUACUCAGGGCGGUUGGUUCAGCAAAUUGUAAUGUGGAAAUGCACAGGCUAAAAUCUUCCCAACGCGAAAAAGUGCGUCAGUUCAUCGCCUUCACUGAGACAAACGAGAGGACAGCGAUUACAUGUUUAAACCAGCACGACUGGCGGCUAGAUGUUGCCUCAGACAAUUAUUUCCAGAAUCCUGAACGAUAUGAUACCGAGAGUAGAGUGAUACUGGAUAAGAAGAAGCUGUCUAGUCUGUUUGAUCGCUAUAAAGAGCCUGAUGAGGAUGAUAAGAUAUUAGCUGAGGGCAUCAGCCAUUUUUGCCAAGAUCUAAGUCUAGACCCUGCAAGCCUUAAGGUGCUAAUUAUAGCAUGGAAGUUCAGGGCAGCCACACAAUGCGAGUUUAGUCGGAAAGAAUUCACAGAUGGGAUGACAGAAUUAGGUUGUGAUUCCAUUGACAAGCUUAAAAGUAAACUUCCGUCACUAGAAAAUGAACUUCGAGAUUCCUCAAAGUUUAAAGAUUUAUAUCAAUUUACCUUCAACUUUGCCAAAAAUCCAGGGCAGAAAAGUUUAGAAUUAGAAAUGGCUAUUGCAUAUUGGAGAAUAGUGCUUAACUCAAGAUUCAAGUUUCUUGACAUCUGGUGUGAAUUUCUUUUGAAUCAUCAUAAGAGGGCAAUAUCUAGAGAUACAUGGAACCUUUUGCUGGAUUUCAGCAACAUGAUUGAGGAUGACAUGAGCAAUUAUGACGAAGAAGGAGCCUGGCCUGUGUUGAUUGAUGAAUUUGUAGAGUAUGCUAAGCCUAGGAUAACCCAACCUGGUAAACAGACAACAGUAUGAUGUGAAGUGAUUGAGCGAGCGUGAGGUGAGCAUUCGUAGCACUCAACAUUGUUUAGGUGCCUGAUAACCCCCAAAUGGGUAGUGGUUUGCUACGCCAACGAUUCUUAGAGUUUGCACAUCAAUAUUGGACCUACAGUAGUACGCCAUGAUUUCAUGGUGAUUAUAGUACUACUUAUAUAGCAAACUCUGACAAUUAAUUCCAAUUAAAUGUUAGCAGCUUAGCUGUGCAACUUCCUGUGAAAAUUACCUUUUUUAGGAAUAUCAUCUGGCUAUCAUGUUUUUUCCCAUAAAGCAGUUUUUCUAUCUAAGGGAUGGGCUGGGCUAUAGUAGGUCAGAGCAGAAUGCUGUACGUAUAGUAAACACUGUAUCUUAUUACAUGAAAUUUUUGUGACAUUUCAAGUAAAACAAACUUUUCUACUAAAACAAACUUUGAUUUUUAAAUGCAACAAAAGUACAAAACUUUUAACUAGAACUAGACAUUACCUCCUAGAAAUAGACUAGGCUUUAAAUUGCUGAUGCAAACCUUCUCCAAUCCUUUUAAUGUGAAUGUUUUUAUGUCAUCUUUUACAAAAUUUCUUUUAAUUGCAUCUUUCAUUUAGCAUUAUUUUGAGAAUUAUAAAUUUUCAAAAUUUAAGUGUUGUGAAAAUUUCAUGUAUUAAGGGAUUUGUUACAAUUAAAUAAAAACUUUCAUACUAUUUCUAGGAUUAUGUGAUUAUUUCCAAUAUAUAUUCAACAGCUAGUUGCUACAUUUUAUCUGAAAGCUGAUUUUGAUAAUAAGAGUAUCAAAUAUCAGGCAGGACAGACAUGUCUGGUUUCUUGGUAAUUUCUUCCAGGCACAGUUAUUGCUUCUUACAGAGUAUGGCAUAAAAUCUUGUAAGCAAGUCUAUUAUUUGUGUUGUUUUUGUUUUGUUAUGGCCAUCAAUUUUGAUGCAGCAUAUUAAAGUAUGUUUUCUGAGUUUUUUUUAGCAUAACCUCCCUUAAGAAAUAUGGCUCAUCAAACAAGCAACCCUGACCUUUUAUAGGCUCAUUUUCAAUUUUUUAUAUGAAAUUCUCAUUCAUUCCAAAUCAAUAAAACAGAGUGCUUCUUCUCAAGAUGAAUACUGGGCUUGUUUAUGAGGUUUUAUGGUUUAUAGUUUACUCUUGUAACUUUUCAGUUAUGUAAAACAUAGACUUGAUUCUUUUAUAAAAUAUGAAAAACUGGACUGUACCUUGUAUAUAUAAUAAUGUAUUACUUAAGCAACUGUUACUUUAAGAAUAUAAGUCAUACCUAUUUUUUUAAUCACCUGUAUCUAAAGAAUCCCACCUGUCCAAAAAUACUGGUUUGUAAUGAAACUUAGCGUACUCCAUAGAUCCUUCACCCUUUCGGGUUUACCUGUAUACAUAGUGUGGACAGUUUUCAGAUGAAAUUAUUUGCAGUGGCCUUAUAUCUAGCAUAAUGCCCAAGUCUCUUCACUAUUGUUUUACUAAAAAUAUGAAAAUUGUCUAUGAAGUGAAUGCCUUACAAGCAACUUAAAGAGCCCUUGUCAGCCACACCUUUGUUGUUGCUUUCAACCAAUAUGCGAAGACAAAUGAUUAGAAGAAACCCCAAAAUAACCACCUGAAUACAAAAUCUUAUUCUUUAUUACCAAAUUCAAUUGAAAAUUUUGUAACAGUUUUCCAAAAUAAGCCGAUAAGAAUGGCUUAUUCUUUUUACUUUGCUAAGAUAAAAAAAUUGGUUGCUGACAUGCUUUUUAAGUCGUCGAUGUUUGGAUCAGAGAGGCACGCCUCAAUGUCAACAUAUUUUGAGGGAUACAGAGCAACUAGUUGUUAGUCAAAUACUUUUAAAAUAGAAAAUCUUGAUGUAAGAACUAUUUUCAUAUUUGUUCCUAGAUAGCAUCAUAACUCAUUGCAAUUUGUACAGCCACAACUGAUGACACAUUGAAAAAUACUAAUAAAGAGUUGUUACAUUUGUCAGUA